GUCAGCCGUCGGGGCUCUCCGCGCUUCACUGCCAGAGAAACUUCAGCCACUUGCCGGGCAGUACCCAUCCUCUGCCCUGAGCGGCCGCCUGGGUGAAAGGAAGUGGUCCUUUGCAAGCCAUCAGAAUGGCGAGGACCAUGAGACCCGACAACAUUAACCCCCGGACGGGGAUGGUGGUGGCUCUGGUCAGCGUCUUCCUGGUGUUUGGUUUCAUGUUCACCGUGUCCGGCAUGAAGGGGGAGACCCUGGGGGACAUCCCGCUGCUGGCCAUUGGGCCAGCCAUCUGCCUGCCAGGCAUAGCCGCUAUUGCCCUCACCAAAAAGACCGACGGCUGCACCAAAUGGCCCAAGAAAAACAAGUGUUCGUGCUACAAGCAAGUCAGGGACCGGGAUGUCUUGAGGCUGCUGAGAACCCCCUCAGACCUGGAGUCUGGUAGGAUGAGAUGCAAGAGGCUGUCGAAGAAGGCAUACCAGAACAGAAGAGUGCUGCGGGGCAAGGACUCUGUGUCCGUCUGCACCACCACCACUGCCGCCAUGGGAGAGUGCAGGAGCUUCAACGGAAAAGUGGAGGAGGAGAUGCUGAGCUACCUGGAGACGUGUUACCCAGAGAUGCCAGGGAAUGUGCUAGUGAGAGAUGGCACAGUGUACAGUGCCUUGGAAAAGGAGAGCUCUUCUCCCACCGGGGACAGCACUGCCUGCCCAGACAUUGAAGACAACAUUUUUGUUGCUCCUAAAGACAGUAUCAUAGUCUGCUCUUACAAGGAAAACAGCCCUUAUGACCAAUACUGUUGUUACAUAAACCCCACUGAAGUCAACUCAGACCAAGAGACAAUAGUGUGAAAGAUGCAUACUUUAUAUAUAUGUAUGUAUACAAAACCAACAACUUCAACUUCGUGAUAGGGGAUAAUAUAGCUUACAGGACUGCAUGGGACAAUCCUGAUACUGUUACAGUUUAACGUGAUAUGUGACUGAUACUCAAACCUUG
Pezoporus flaviventris is the source of this 984-nucleotide messenger RNA. RefSeq names its product transmembrane protein 215 (gene TMEM215). Bases 126 to 839 code for a protein of 237 amino acids. Lineage: Eukaryota; Metazoa; Chordata; Aves; Psittaciformes; Psittacidae. The record is from RefSeq and is a predicted model, not a curated record. The transcript has a single exon.